GGUGCUUUGCUGACGGAGGAAAUGAACCGGCUGACUCAGGUAGCGGAGGAGGAGAUCUGACAACUCUGUAAGUUAGCUGUGGUGCCAGUUCUACCUCACCUAUCCGUCUCUUAUUACAAAACAUGUCUGGUAUACAGCUUAACCUUGGCCCCCUCAAGGAGCCGUUGGGGUUCAUCAAAAUCCUGGAGUGGGUGUUCUCUAUUUUUUCAUUCGCUACUUGUGGAGGCUACAGUGGCAGCACUAGCGUUAUUUUGUCCUGUAAAAACACAACAGCGCACCCUGACAACCAUACCAUUCAGGCUUCAUUCAUGUAUCCAUUCAGGUUAAACACUGUCGUAUUUAAAGGAGUUCAGGAUGCAUGUGGAGUGCCAUGGAAAGAUCUACAUUUAACUGGAGAUUUUUCCCCACCAUCCGAAUUCUACGUCACCAUUGGAGUUUUUGCCUUUCUCUACUGUAUGGGCGCUCUUGUUUUAUACCUUGGGUACAUGCAUUUAUAUCGGGAUUCUGCAAAACUUCCGUUGGUUGACUUCGGGAUUACAGUCAUCUUUGCCUUCAUGUGGCUGGUCAGUUCUUCGGCAUGGGCUAAAGGUUUGACGGAUAUCAAGACAUCUACUGAUCCAGCUGUGAUUGUAGACCAUUAUUGCACCAAUGAUGUUAUCUGUAACCCUGGUGAUCAUACCAGCAUGAGAAGCCUAAACAUUUCUGUGGUUUUCGGAUUCCUAAAUCUGAUAUUGUGGGCAGGAAAUGCUUGGUUUGUAUACAAGGAAACAAAGCUACAUUCCGAACCACUGCCCUCUGAUACGGAAAAAGGCCCUGGAAAUGAUCCCCCUCCUUCAUCGAUGUAAUAUGAAACAAACGUCCAGCUAAAUAUUUGUGGCACCACAGUUUUUUUUCUUCAUCGUGUGUUGUUAAGAAGCCAUUGGAUACUGUAUAUGUUAAAAAUCAGUGGAUGUUUCUGCUGAAAAUAGUCUUUAAACUGUGAUACAGAAUUGUUUCUUUUGCAGUAUGUUUUUUGUGGGAAAAAUAUGGGCGUGAGACAGUUUAUGAGCUUUAAGCAACACUAAGAGGUUUUAGAUAAUUCUGUCCAAAAUUGUGUUUCAAUUUGACUUGUAUUAAAUACAGCACACAGUACUGUUCUAAUCCUAGGAUACGUUAUUGGGGCCUCUCCUAAAAGGGACAUAGUUGUGCGCAUUAACAUUAAUUAAUCCCUUCCAUUUGUACAUUUGCAGCAUAAUAAAAAAAACUACAGAUGUAAAUUUGCAUCUUGUAUGCAGCAUUGGUCUGGUUUUAAUUCUCAGCUCAUGUUUGUUACCUGAAAGUAGCGUAAAUACAGCCAACGAGGGGCUGUAUCACCCAUGAUAUUAAAGGGACAUGAAACCCUUUUUUCCUUUCAUGAUUCAGAUGGAGCAUACAAUUUUUAUCAGAUUUAUUUCUAUUUCAAAUAUGCUUGGUAUCCUUUGUUGAAGCAUAUCAGGUGAGCCAAUGACAAAACAUGUCUGUGCAGCCACCACUCAGCAGCAAGCUCCCAGUAGUGCAUUGCUGCUCCUGAGCCUGCCUAGGUAUGCAUUUCAACAAAGGAUACCAACAAAAGCUAAUUAGACAAGUAAAUUGGAAAGUUAUUUAAAAUUGCAUGCUCUAUCUAAAUCACAAAUGUUUUGUUUAUUUUUUUUACUUAACUGUCCCUUUAACAUGAAUGCAAUGUAUGCAUUCUCUCCUCACUCCAAUUGCUGAGUGUUGUUUGUUUGAAGAGGUCUGCAUAGGUCCAUACAUAACUCACAUUGCAUAGCACGUAAAAGGUUUCCUGAUUUUGUUUAAAUAUGUUUUUGUGUUGGAGAGUUGACAGGGCCAACCCUGCAUAAAGGUUAAAAUAUAUUCAAAAUAAAAAUGUUUUAUAUGUAUGUUGCAAAUGCAGAAAUGUAAGUGAUUAAUGUUAGCGCGUCACUUCCAUGUCUAAUAUAAAUUAUAGCUAUGUUCUUUAAAGGCUUGCAAUAUUUUGAAAGUUUAACAUGCACAUCAGAGUAAUAGAACUGCUUUUUUAUAUUCUACAUUUAUUUAGAAGUUGUUUAUUAUGUUAGUUUUAUUAUACAAAUUCCCAAGUUUCAAUGUUUCUUUAUGAAAACUCUUAAAAUUGUUUAAAUUUGAAAAGCUGGUGCAGGUUAGUUAUUUGCUCUUGCUUGAAAGAAGGAAAAAAAAAGUAGAUCUGUGCAUUGAGGUUUCAGAUGCCUCCAAAUGCGUUAGGUGGUGGUCCCUCGCGCCUGAAUGCACAUAUCUAAAAAAAUAAAUCAAUAAAAAUAGUGAUUUCAUUUCCCCCUUUGCUUGGGUUGAUAGUUUAAUGUUUGUGUACAUGACCUAUUUGUUCUAAAGCAUUUGUACCUUCAAAAAUCGUAUUAAAGAUAUGUUUGUGUUGUA
Molecule: messenger RNA, 2409 nt
Organism: Bombina bombina (fire-bellied toad)
Lineage: Eukaryota; Metazoa; Chordata; Amphibia; Anura; Bombinatoridae
Gene: SYPL1
Product: synaptophysin like 1
Exons: 5
Coding region: 123-845 (240 amino acids)
Cellular component (GO): synaptic vesicle membrane; synaptic vesicle
Source: RefSeq, a predicted model, not a curated record